AUGACAACUUCAAUAAUUGAGUGGCUGGAGAGCCUGGAUCUCUCGCAGCCCAUCGUUUGUUUAGAAACAGACUUUGCCGAUGGCUACCUGUUUGCUGAGGUCCUGCAGCGUCUAUCUCUCCUGCCCCAUCUCCACGGAUUCCAGCGAGCCAGCAGCAGCAGCAGCAGCAGCAGCAGCGGCAGCAGCAGCAGCAAAAGCAGCAGAAACGGCAGCAAUCUCGUCGGCUCUGUGACAGCAGAAGUGCAGAAUUUCACGCUGCUGAAACCUGUAUUGGAACGCAUCGGCAUUCGCUUCAGCGCCUCCAUCAUGCAAAAUAUAACGAGCUCAAAGUCAGGCGCAGCAUCGAGCUUGCUCAAACAAAUCCGAAAAGCAACGGAACACAAAACACCUUUUGCUGCUGCUGCUGCUGCUGCUGCUGCGGCUGCUGCUGCCGCGGGUGCUACUGCUGGUGCCGGUGUUGCUCACCGCCCUCUCAGCCCCCCACAUCCCCCCAGGGGCCCCCAGACAGGGGCCCCCCAGCACGGGCAGCGGGGGCCCCCGACUCUGCCCCUGUCUCUGCCUUCCUCUCCAUCUGCAGCAGCAGCCGGCCAGAGCAGGAACGCCAGCAGCAGCAGCAGACAGUUGCGCGGCGUCUCCGGAGCUGCUGCUGCUGCUGCUGCUGCUGCUUCUGCAGCACCCGCAGGAGCUGGGGAUGCUCGCUCGUCGCAGCAGUCAUCGAGCCGGGGGAAAGCAAAAGGCCGCAGUGCAGUGCUGGAGUGUAUCGACAGCUUUGAGAUGAAUUUGCAGCGUCAAGGCAUCGGCAGUCCAACAUCUUCAGGUGAUUCUUCUGGUGUGUCUGGCGGUGCUGCUGCUGCUGCUGCUGCUGCUGCUGCUGCUGCUGUUUCUGCUGCUGCAUGCAGCGAGGACGUGGAGACAGUGCUGCAGCAGAUGAAGGGGAAGCUCCCCUCGCAGCAGAGCCAACAGGAAUUCAACAACCAAAUGAUAAACAGAUUGCAUGCGGCGCGUCAAGCACAAGAGGCAGCCUGCUACGAGCGAUCGAGGAGAAGACAGUUGCUGCUGAUGGAGCAGACCAGGCGCUGCAGGGAGGCGCUCAACAGCCGCGUUGCUGCUGCUGCUGCUGCAGCUGUUUCUCCUCCUCCUGCUGCAGCAGCACCACCAUCAACAACAACAGCAGCAGCAGCAGCAGCAGCAGCAGGAGGCAGCAGACGUCCUGUAAGCAGCAGCAACGAGCUGCGAGCUGCUGUAGGGCGUGUACGAGCAUACGAGGGAGUGGUUCGCUGCAACGUGGAGCUGAAGAAGGAGCUGCUGCAGCAGCAGGAGAGAAAGAGAGAGGAGAUGUUGCUGCGUCACGAGCAGCUGCAGCAGCAAACCCGCAGUGUAUUGACAGCAGCAACAGUUGAAGAACAAGCCAACAUAUGCAGAAACCUACAAGCAGCAGUACAAUACUCUCACUAUACCCCCGAGGGUCUGGCGGGGGUGGCUGCUGCAGUUUGUUGCUGCUGA
Molecule: messenger RNA, 1503 nt
Organism: Eimeria mitis
Lineage: Eukaryota; Apicomplexa; Conoidasida; Eucoccidiorida; Eimeriidae
Exons: 2
Coding region: 1-1503 (500 amino acids)
Source: RefSeq, a predicted model, not a curated record